Molecule: messenger RNA, 1176 nt
Organism: Panicum virgatum (switchgrass)
Lineage: Eukaryota; Viridiplantae; Streptophyta; Magnoliopsida; Poales; Poaceae
Product: brassinosteroid-responsive RING protein 1-like
Exons: 1
Coding region: 144-635 (163 amino acids)
Biological process (GO): protein ubiquitination
Molecular function (GO): zinc ion binding; ubiquitin protein ligase activity
Source: RefSeq, a predicted model, not a curated record
CCAGCAGACGCGUGCACCCCGCGGCGGCGCGAGCGCACGGCCACGGCGGCCUCGUCGUCGCCUUGGCGCUGCUGGUAAAGUGUAGCCGCGGCGGCGUCUUUUCCGCUCGUCUCCUACUCUCCUCCUGCCGGGCGCCGCCGGCCAUGACCUUCCCGCUGGUGAGCUACUGCGACGCGGUGCCGCGCCCGGUGGCCGCGCUGUUCAAGCUCCUCCACGCCGCGGCGAUGACGUUCGUGCUGAUCCUCUGCUUCCUCGGCCUCUACGAGUUCCCCUACAACCCGGAGGACCACGCGCCGCUCAUCAACGGCCGGCGCCGCCCGCCGCGGGAUGCCCCUGCGCCGGAGGCCGUGAAGCAGCGCCUCCCGCCCGUCGAGUUCCUGGAGCUGAGCCUUGCGCGGCCGCUGACGGUCGUGGCUUCUUCGUCGCCGGGGGAGCCGCCGACGUGCCGGGUGUGCCUGGAGGGGCUGGAGGCGACGGACGAGGUGCGGCGGCUGGGCAACUGCGCCCACGCGUUCCACACGCGCUGCAUCGACCGCUGGAUCGACCUGGGCGAGGUGACGUGCCCGCUGUGCCGCUCCCACCUGCUGCCGCGCCGGCGCGCCGGCCGCCUACUCGGCCGGCCGCGGUUCGGCUAGGCGAUCCCCUCGCCACGUAAUACUACAUGCCGGCCUGUCCUCGGGCUCGGCCGGCGGCCGGUGCCGCUGGCGCUGGAUGGGGGCGGUCCAACCGCGAACUGAUUGCGAUUAGGACGACUAACCACUGCACUGGUGUUCCAUGAUGGGAGCCAUCCAAAUUGAUUGGAGGUUCCGCUUCAAAAAAGAAAAAAGUUGAUUGGAAGUUGGCAUAAAGUGUACUACCUGAUGGAGGCCAUCAUCAGUAGCGACAGAUCGGUUGCAUUGGGUGCCUGCGUUGGGCGGGCAGCAAAGUCCUUGCAUUCUCAUCCAUGCAAGUUACACUGUUCUGGCUUCUUUGUGUGCAGCGUUCAUCAGCCUCCCCGUGGAACGUGUGGUUAACCAUACUUUACUAAUUACACAUACUGAUAUGGAUGUACCGCCGAAUGAAAAGUUAAUAUACUAAACUACUGCUUAUGGAUUCCACAUGUAUGCUCGGGAUAUUGACAGUUUGUCCAGUGACACUGAUAUGGUAUUCUUAAUUUAGUUAUGGAUUUUUUUACAA